Anopheles aquasalis is the source of this 555-nucleotide messenger RNA. RefSeq lists its product as uncharacterized. The record is from RefSeq and is a predicted model, not a curated record. NCBI's taxonomy places the organism in Eukaryota, Metazoa, Arthropoda, Insecta, Diptera, Culicidae. Gene Ontology annotation, molecular function: odorant binding.
CGUAAUUAGUUCACUCGCAAUCGUGAUAGUUAAGAAUGACGAUGAAGGUUUUCCUGAGCUGCGCACUAAUUUGCUGUCUUCAAGUUAUCUUUCAGAUAAACGCUGCUUCCUUGGAUAGUUGUAGGGGCGUAUUUGGACCUUCUGUUAAAAAGCAGUUAUGCGAUGCAAACAGUUACCAGAAUGUUAACGGAGCGGAUUUGGAUAAAACAUUGGACUGUGUUCUGAAGGCAACCGAUAUUGUUGACAAAUACGGAGCGGGAAAUUUCUACAGUCUGUAUGAUCCAAUGAAAGUUUAUUUGAAUGAUGGAAGGAAGCUCAAUUUUAAUCUGGAAUCUUGCAUGACAAGACGAUUGAAGUAUGAGCUUCCUGAAGGCGAACGUGCUCACGGGUUUUAUAAGUGUGUGAUGCAGAACGAGGCAAGGGAUGCCUUUAAGAAAGUGUUUAAUUCAAGAGUAUGCAAAUAACGCCACAAUGUAUAGCGAAGCUUAAAAUAUUGAAUAUAAUAAAUAUAUCAGCAUGCAUAAUAAUGUUCAGUGUGUUGGCAGUUGCGUUACG